AUGGAUAAUACACACCCUACCUAUCAAUUCACUUUCACCUGCACUCACCCCACUGGGAAGGUCUCAUAUACUGCGGGUGUUCCAGUCUCCGAGGACGCGGAGCAGACGACAUGGCCGGAAAUAGGUGUUCAACUUCCCGAGUACACGAUAGAGCAACAUGCAGCACAGUUGGGCAAAGAAGCAGCUCAACUUCAGGCAUUGAAAGAACAAAGUCUUGUCCCCUUUUCAAUCCUGAUACCUUUUCUUGAGAGCUGUGUUGAGCUGGCCAAGAAAGCCUAUUGGUUCUGCAAUGCCUUUACCUAUGACACCUACCUCCACGCCAGUCCGCCCCGAAGACAAUAA
Molecule: messenger RNA, 342 nt
Organism: Blastomyces dermatitidis ER-3
Lineage: Eukaryota; Fungi; Ascomycota; Eurotiomycetes; Onygenales; Ajellomycetaceae
Exons: 1
Coding region: 1-342 (113 amino acids)
Source: RefSeq, a predicted model, not a curated record